AUGCCGGACCCCGUCGAGUCGCUGCGCAACCCGCGCGAAACGCGCGAGCACUUUGUAAUGUACCUGAAGAAGGAGGUGUGCACGCUGAACUUCUACCGCGCGCACAUGCUGUACUUUGUUGUUGUGAUUGCGGUAGCCUCGGUGGUGGUGUAUGGCGAGGGGAUCAGGAAUGGGCCGCGGGAGGUGGGCGGUGCGCGGUUGAGCUAUGUGGAUGCGCUGUUUUUGACGGGCAGCGCUAUGACUACUACCGGACUCAAUCCAGUAGAUCUGGGCGAUCUGUCAGGGUUCCAACAAGCCCUUCUAUGCAUCCUGCUCAUCCUCGGCAACAUCCCUUUCGUCUCCAUGGUCGUGGUGUUGAUCCGACAAAAUAUGUUCCGCAAGCGCAUGUCCGAGGUGGUCAAGCACUCGCGUACCAUGCAGCGCCUGGUGCAGGAUAUCGAGGAGAAUCGCCAGACAGAGAGUGGCAGCAGCAGCAGCGAGAGCCUGCGGCAGCGGCGCAAUGUCGAGCGGAGGAAGAGCAGGGCUGAUGGCGGUAGGCUGCCGGUCAAGAUUCAGCCGCUGAGCAAGAGACGGACGUUCCAUCAUCAGACUGGAUUUGGCUUUGUGCCGACGCCGUGGGAAACGAAACUGGCGAGGAAUUUCUUCAGCCGUGUCUUCGACAGCGUGACGAGCGAGCUGAGGCCCGAGCAGCACGACUAUGUAUCUUUCAAGCCGCGUCUAGAUUCGAGAGGACGCUUCCUCGAGCUCAGCGAGCACGACCGGCUUGAGCUAGGUGGCGUGGAGUACCGCGCCCUGCAGGCGCUGCUGUUCAUUCUGAUCGGCUAUCAGUUGUUCUGGUACACGUUUGGGGUGGUCUUCCUGAUGCCGUACGCAUAUCGCACCAAGACACGAGACAUUCUGCACGAAGCCCAACCAGGAGGACUGAAUCCUGGCUGGUGGACUUUUUUCUCGACGGUCACUGAGUUCGCCAACGGGGGAUUGACUGUGCUCAAUGCCAACUUCGUCCCAUUUAGCGGCAUGCCGUAUAUUCUCAUCAUCGCGGGCGCACUUGCAUUGGUCGGGCAGACGCAGUUUCCAAUCUUUCUGCGAUUGACCAUCUGGGUGAUGAAGAGUUGCGUCCCGAAGAGAUCACGACUACGGGACAUUUUGCAAUUUCUGCUCCAGCAUCCCAGACGAUGUUUUAUCUAUCUGUUUCCGGGCAGGCAGACAUGGUACUUGCUGGCUAUCCAGAUUACCAUUGAUGUUACAGCAUGGCUUUGCUUCGAGAUCCUCAACAUUGGAAUGCCGGACGUCGACGCUCGUCCAACUGGUACGAGGGUCCUCGAUGGUCUGUUCCAGGCCACAGGUCUCCGCACGUCUGGAGCGUACAUUAUCACCUUCAGCUCCCUCGCACCAGCAUGUCUGGUAGCCUACCUUAUCAUCAUGUACAUCUCCAGCUAUCCACUGGUGAUGACGCUGCGCAAGACCAACAUGUACGAAGAGCGUUCGAUCGGCUUGGCAGAAGGCGACGACAGCGCAGCCGGCAUUGCAUCACAUCUGCAAAAACAGCUCGCCUAUGACAUCUGGUUCCAGUUCUUCGCUUUCUUCCUUGUCUGCAUCAUUGAGCGAGGUCACAUUCUCCGAGCGGAUCCAGGUUUCGACAUCUUCUCUAUAUUGUUCGAAGUCACGUCAGCAUAUGGUACAGUUGGUCUGUCGACAGGCGUUCCUGGGAAGAACUACAGCCUCAGCGGGUCCUUUGCGAGUUUGAGCAAAGUCGUCAUGUUAUUUGUCAUGGUACGAGGCCGACACCGUGGACUACCACUCGCGAUCGACAGGAGCAUACUCUUGCCUGGAGAAGAGCUCAUGCAGCGUCUGGACACCGAGUAUGGCGAACAAGGAGAUGCAUCUGCCGAUGACCUACAAGAGCUCGUCAGAGAUAUUGAGCAAAGUGGCACGCAGGCUGGGGAUUCGAAGUCUGCUGCAGCACAGCAGGAUCCAGAGGAAAGGCCAUCUUCUCGGUGA
Molecule: messenger RNA, 2001 nt
Organism: Ascochyta rabiei
Lineage: Eukaryota; Fungi; Ascomycota; Dothideomycetes; Pleosporales; Didymellaceae
Exons: 2
Coding region: 1-2001 (666 amino acids)
Biological process (GO): potassium ion import across plasma membrane; intracellular potassium ion homeostasis
Cellular component (GO): plasma membrane
Molecular function (GO): high-affinity potassium ion transmembrane transporter activity
Source: RefSeq, a predicted model, not a curated record